UUUUCUUAAAAUAAAUAAUAUUUGCUUAUAAAAUGUUUGCCACUUUCUUGGUGUAAAUUCGAUAAUUAAAAACAAAUCAUUUGGCACAAAUGUUUAUCUUAAUUUAAAGUUCACAUUUCCUUCUUUUCGGUUUUGGAGGUCAGAUUUGAAGUAACAAAAUAACACUAAACUAAAAUCCUACAAAAUGGAUACCUUUCGCUUUAGACGCUCAUCUAUAUCCCGUUUUGGGUCUAUCGGUAAAAAUGAGCCCUUAAUCGUAGUCGAUGAAUCACAGAUAGUUGAAGAAGAUGAUCAGGAAAGUUCAGAGACGCCAUCACAUAAAGCCAGCUUGGACAUAGACUCACCAGUCAAUCCAUAUCUACUUUCGCCAUGGCGUGACCCCAGAGAAUCACGUAAGCAUUCUCUGCCAUCACAACAGGUUACCGAGGGUAUAACGGCCAGUCAGGUAAGACGUCUUUCAGAACGAGGUGGAGAGGGUUCUGGACCCUCACCUAAGGAAGCCGCUUUCCUAGCAACACUCUCACAAGCGCCUGCACCAUCGGGUAGACGACAUUCCGUUGUUACUAUAUCCAAGGUGCCAGCAACGAUAUUUGGACGUUCUCGUCGUGAAUCGGUGGCAGCAUUUCCUUCUAACAACCGCAUUCUAAACUCGAGGAGGGAGAGCAACACCUCAACUGGUCCACCAUCUACGGAUCCAAUAGGUAGUAUACAUAAUUUACAAUUGGACAUCAUGGAUGAUAUUGUACAAUCUCGUAAAGCACGCAUGAAACUUUGGACAACGAGCAAUGAGAAAGUCUGUGAAGUGGAAACUCUUACAGAGGGCGGCACAACACCGCAACGCUACACCAAUCGUCGUUAUUCCGAAUGUGUCUCUGGUCAAGCUACACCAUCGCCCAACUACCGCAGAGCCUCCGAACUUCCCGCCAGCAUUUCACCCUGUGUUACACAACCCACCAGCAAUCGUUCGUCCACCAAACGCAGCAAGGGCACUGGCUUAUUGGGCAGCCGAACAGAUAUUACUUCUAUUUUCAGUUCCCUAACAUCAUCGGCUAUUGAAAUACACAAGUGUGAAGACACACCUCCUUCUUCUGCGGCAGGAGGAGCUAAGUCUAAAACUAACUUAACCACCACUCAGACAGCAGCUAGCAGUUCGAAUCUCCUAGAUCCCAAUGCAGGACGCUCAACCCGUUCGAACAGUUUCGAUGUCUCCAUACUCAACAAUGCAAAACAAAUGGUAAGUGAUGCUCAGGAUAAUAGUUCAGCUGCUAUUUCAGGAUGGUUUGCCCAGCGUCAUGAACCCAUGGCACGCAAAAAGAGUAUAAGAAGUAAGAGUACAGCCAUGGCACUCUCCAAAGAAAUGAUUGAAAAGUUACAAACCAAAGAUCCAUUGCGUGAGAGUAAACCUAAAUUGAAACCACGUAGCAAACAGAAAAGUUGGACGGAUCACACCAAGGGGACCAUAGUAGAUGCAACCGUUAUUGGCUCAGCCAUAGAAGGAUUUUUACGUAAAAAUUCCGCUUCUGGACCUUCGGGCAGUGAAGCUGCCUCAACAUCUCGUUCAAAAUCUACAAAAGGAGCCGUACCCAAAGAUUAUGGCUCGUCACGACGCACACGUACAACACCCCAAGCUCAAGCUGCUAAUGCAGUACGUUCUACUUUAAAUUGGUUCGGUAAGGGCGAUGAGGACGAUUCCAAGGAUACCUGUGAUGCUUCACUUUGUUCUACAUUAAAGGAUUUAUUUGUUAAAUAAUUACCGGGGAAUUCUUUAUUUCGAUUAAAAUAAUUUUGAAUAUUUUACUAUCUUAACACUCGCUCUAAUAACCAAUUACUUUUCAACCAAUUUUUUAAGGGUAAGUUAAGCGGUAAGUUAAGUUCAAAUUUUAUUUUCUUAAUAUUGUGUAUAUCCUUCCUAUUAAAUUAAAAAUAAAAAUGGGUCCGGCAAUAAAUGUGAAUGAUUGAAAGCUUUAGCAUAAUUAAACAUUAUAAUAAAUGUUUAGUCAAAAACACAAAAACAUAAGUACGAAUUAAAUUAGUUUAUAAUUAAUGUAUAAGAAUAAACUACAUAAAUACAUAUUUUUCAUAUAAGAAACGAAGAAAGAAUAUUUUUCAAAAUCAUAUUAAAAGUUGUUUACUAUUAGUAUUAUACAAAUUUAUUGUUAAAAAAAAUCAUAUGAAAACAUGAAAACUAGCAACUUAAUCGCAUUAAAAUUGUUAAUAUGUCUGUAGUUUCAAUUUUUAAUUCUAAGAAACAUAUACAUACAUACAUUAGUAUUAAUACAUAGUAGUAGCAUGUAAAAUUAUAAACAUGAACCAAAACACUAUUAAUUGCACAGUGUUUGUAAUUGUCUUUGUUCUUUAAAAAUAACUAUGUGGAAUUGCAGUGUAAGAAUUUCUACGAUCACAUACACAAAAUUUAUUUCCUUUAUUGUCAAAAUACGUUAUGGUGAAUAGCCAAUUGAAAUUAUCUAAUUCAGAACAAAGCUACUGAUGGAAGAGGGAUAGAACCGAUCUUACUGUACCAGUUCAUUGACUGGUUAUUAGUUCAUAGACUAGUUAAUGGACUAGACCGUAGAAUUCUUAAAGGUGCCAGUAUUCUAGUUUAAUAUCAAGUACAUUGGUAACUCCACUGAUUUGUUAAAAAACUACUCAAUAUAUGGGUUAUUAGUCCAUAGACUAGUAAUGGUAGACAAGACAAUAGAGUAGUCGAUGAACUAACUAGUAAAUGUAGUCCUGGCAAAAAUCUUAAAAUAACAUUAUUAAAGUUUUUUGAAAGGGAUUUAUAGCCAAUUAUCUAGAGCAUCUGUGGUUCGAAUCCUAGUUUGAUAUCAGUAGUUUUUUUUCAGAAAGUACUAUAAAAUAACUUAUUAAUUGAGCUUUGAGUUUAAGCCCGGAAAAGUCGGGUAAAGCACAUUUGUAACUAGUUACUUUUUGAGAGUAUUCGAACAAAAAUAAUUAGUUAUUCACCCCAAAAGCAACUUCAUCUUUGCUUCAACAUUACUUGCCUGGUUACCGGGUAAGUAAUGUUUUUCCUUGGGUAGUAAAUAGACUAUUAUAUAUACUUGAAAAUAGAGUAGUUAUUUGACCAGUCGAUUGAGAGGAAGAAGUCGAAGUGCUUUACGUGAACACUUGCCGUGUUGGCCUUAUUUCACGGUGGUACUUUUCCAAUCAUAGGGUGAGCGGAUUAGACGACUUAUACGCCGAUGGCAAUUUUUAUACAUAGAUCUGCCUGGCCAUGUCCAAGUACUUUGCUCAAGUACUCGAGCUAUCUAAUUUUUGACCAUUGCUGCAUCGUUCCUUAUCUUCCGAUAUGCCUCUGUUGAGUCGGCAACAGCACCUAGAGACGUAUUCGGUAGACCGAAACACGAAACCAUCAAUUAAGCCGAGGAUUUCUUUUACUGACAGAGAACACAUUGUGGUAAAUCUGGUACGAACAAAGUAAACUCUGAACAUACCCGAACAAGGAAGAAAAAUUCAAUGGUAUAACUGGUAUAAGAUACUUUUCAUCGAACACCAUUCAACCCAGCACACUUCCGAUUCAUCCGACACACUCUCUCUAGGUAUACGGGUGGGAAUGGUCCGUAUACCCCUACCCGUAUCUUAUACACUUA
This is a messenger RNA of Lucilia sericata (common green bottle fly), 3608 nucleotides long. RefSeq lists its product as uncharacterized. Lineage: Eukaryota; Metazoa; Arthropoda; Insecta; Diptera; Calliphoridae. The record is from RefSeq and is a predicted model, not a curated record. The transcript has 5 exons. The coding region runs from base 185 to 1750 and encodes 521 amino acids.